Molecule: messenger RNA, 2527 nt
Organism: Athalia rosae (coleseed sawfly)
Lineage: Eukaryota; Metazoa; Arthropoda; Insecta; Hymenoptera; Athaliidae
Exons: 3
Coding region: 1208-2041 (277 amino acids)
Source: RefSeq, a predicted model, not a curated record
AUCAAUCACCUAAAUUCUGUAUACCGAGUCUUCAGAAACUAAUCGACUGAUAUUAAUGGACUGACCGAUGUCCAUGGACCGACUGAUGACGAUGGACUGGCUGAUGUUCUUGGACUUACUGAUGUCCAUGGACCGACUGCUGACGAUGGACCGGUUGUCGGUGAAUUACUCUAUGUGGACCUGCCUGGGAUUCAGUUCGCAAACAUUCCUUUAGAUAGCGCUAGGUGUAUUUACGAUGGGCGUGGCUUAGAGACAAGGGGCGCGGCCCAAAAAUAGGGCCGUGCAACUAAUUUAAGAGGCCUGUACCCACGCAGGGUCGACGCAAAUGAAACAUAAUUCAAAAAAUCCUUGAAUGAUAGGGAGAUCAACCGGUUGCUCGCAUAUUUUAGAAGGAUUCUUCCAUGCAGCAGCAAACGAUGCGCAACGUAGGACGUUUUGUACCUAUCUACAGAUAAUAUAAUAAGUUAUUUUCCUAAUUAGUAUUUAUCAAAUCAGUCUUAUUCUGCUGUGCUUAGGUAAAAGGCAAUAAAGUUGAUUCACUAUAAUACUAUUAUUACUAUUUUCUACAUUCCGACUAUAAUAGUGCGAAGCAAUGACUCUCGGCAAGGUCCUGAAUUCGUCCCUAACGUCAGCGGCAUGGGCCGGUCAACGAGGCCCUAUCCUCUUUGGGGCCGGCCCUGGCAGUAAAAUCCUUUGCACCCAGUGCCGUUCCAGUGCUUAUUGAAAUUCUAAAAUGGCCAGAAGAUGGCCAUUGUCUAGGGUCAUGAAUCAGUGAUUAUCUUUGGUGAUUAUAGAGUACCGCCCAAGGGCAGUCCCGCUAACUUACUUGUCAAUCUGUGGGUCAAAGCAUUAGUUAAAGCAUCUGUACCACCUCGCCACUAAUCUCUACCCUUAAUCUACCGUUGAAAGUAGAUAGUACUACGUGCCUUUUGUCUUCUUUAGUCUCAUCUAUUAUCUGAUCUCUAUGUGAGUUUUGCAAGAGUAGCGUUAUCUACAUCCUUAUCUGAAAUUCAACAAGAACCAAAGAUAAAUGAUUGUAUCAUACGCUAUUGUCCGUGCACAACGUUGUUUGGUUCGACUGUAGUGCAAGUUAGAAUUACACCAUAGAUUUCAUUGCCGCUGGAAAAUCUUAUACAUCAACACCUUGAACAUCACUUUCAAACUUUGCACUUUUUCUUGCACACUUGCCCCUGUUAAACGUCUCACAAUGGACAAUUUUUCAACGCAAAGAUACAGCGCAACUAAAAUGGAAAGCUUUGAGUCGUGCAUGAUAAGUGCUCAAAACCAGCAGCCAGAAAUGGUUCAAUCAGUUACCGAACAGAUACAACAGCAGUCAUCGCAAAUCGAAUCAGAAGAAAGCCACAACGGUAUGCAUUCCCAACACCAGCAGAACCAGCAGUCAACUACACCUUUGAUACAAAUACAGCCUAGUACUCAGCUCAACUCCACUCUGACCCCGGUUCGUCUACCGGCAAUACUGGAUGGAGAAUUUUUCACUGUAAUUAGAGUUCAGGAAACAAACGUAACUGUCAGGUGCCUUCAAUGUCAGAAACUACUCAAUGGAAACCUUAAGUCAACUGGCAAUUUUCUUAGUCAUGUCAAAAGAGUGCAUCCAUUUCUGAUUGAAAAGAUAAAGACAAAGUCUAACCAAAGAAAACCAGCCACUGUUUACAUCGAUAUGACAGCUGAUUCGUGUCCAGAAAUAGUCAGGACUAAACGAGGGUAUAGGAAAUGCUACAAAAGCGAGAAAUAUCCCCCCGGAACAGACGAGGCUUGCGAUCAGCCGAUCGAAUGGUCGGAAUCUCCGAUAUCACGAAGGCGUAGAUCGGAAGAGCCAAAUGAUUCGAGCGAAAUUCUAAAGUUGUCUCAUAAUAAUUCCUUCGUUGUUGAGGACGAGUUCGAUGCCAUCGGUCGUAAUGUUGCCGCAAAACUGCGUAAUAUGCGACUUGAUCAGAGGAUAAUUAGCGAAAAACUGUUAAACGACAUCCUAUUCGAAGCACAACUUGGCAAUUUGCACAGAGAUUCGAGUAUUCACAUAUGAACGAUUCUUCACAAGUCCUUAUUUUGUACACGCAUCGUUGUAUAUAUCUAAUUUUAAUUACCUACUUUGUGGAAAGUAAUUACGGUCCAUCAGUCCAACUGACAUUCACUGGAAAUCCCUCCGAUUUAUAGCCGUAGACGAGUGUUGAAAAAUGAAGAUCUUGGGACUGCUUUGGUAAUGCGUUUAGUGUACAUAAAAAUAGUAUAAGUAUGUGUUGACAUUUAGGCAUAGCCCUACAACGGUAACCGUGUACAUAACACGCAGUAUUGUAAAUACUAUCGAUACAUGUAGAGGUAUUAUUUUAUUGAAAUGUUUGCCAAUAACGUGUAUACAAACUAGAACGCUACCAGAUGUAACUGAUGUUUGGAAGGUGGUCAAACUUAACAACUGCUGGUUAAAUUCAAAUCAAUAUGCGAAUCAGGCUCCGAUACAUUUCAAGAUGUUGCGUAUUGAUUAUUAUUGAAUAAAUGAAUAGUUGAUGGAUAA